CAUUUGAAAAGUAAUUUGAAAAUAAUAUUUAACCCUGAUUUACCACCGUUUCUUAAAACGGAAUGAAAGUAGUGAUGAGUCUGAGAACGCUUUGGGGUUUUUUUUCUCACCUGGGUAACAAAAUACAUUACCCAGAAUCCUCUGCUGAAAACACAACACUAGUAGCUGCACAUGUGUUUCAUCAUGGCGGCCCCCGCUAAAAAGAUGGUUGGGGUUUCGGACUCCAGCAGCAGUGACGACGAAGUACUUAAAAGAUGUCAGGAGGCGGUUUGGGAGACGAAGGCUGUCAAAAGCAAAGAUGCGGAUGCCAGUGUGAAAGAGUCAAAGCGUCUCGUUGUCGCUGACCAUGAACAUGACGGCAACGAGCUCCAGGUCACGCCAGGAUUCCAGACGCAUGUUGCCAGAAAGUUAGGACACUUUCUUGACAGUUGUAUUUCAGAGAUAAAGCCUCAAACUUCGUCCUGUUUAGAACCAGCUAAAUGUAACAAAGAUGAGGAGGAGGAGGAAGGAUUUCGUCUGUUUUCUACAUCAGUCCCAGGAAAGAAAGCUGAAGAUCCUCCCGCCCCCGUAAGGCGUCGGCCUGCUCCCAGCUCAAGCGACAGCGAUGAUGAGAUGGAAAUGAGGCUGAAAGAGGCAGCGGUGUCUGUCAAAGAUCUGUUACCCUCGUUGGUGCUCUCACCCCCUUCGAUGGAGUCUCCUUGCUCGGUAAAAAUGACAAAGACGAAGAAGAAAGAUACAGAUGGAGAAGAGAGCCGCGUUAAGAAGAAGAAGAAGAAGAAUCAGGAGGAUGGGGAACAGGUGGACUCAGAUUCUACUCCUGAUGCUCAGAGUAAUGGUGAGCUCACAAACUCAGAACAGGAACACAUGCAAGUCAAAGUAAAACGGAAAAAGAAGAAGAAGAAGAGGCAAGAAGAAAACGCAGAGGAAGAAGCAUUGCACUGAUUUUUAAUUAUUUUUUAAAU
Haplochromis burtoni (Burton's mouthbrooder) is the source of this 962-nucleotide messenger RNA. RefSeq names its product chromosome unknown C12orf43 homolog (gene cunh12orf43). The transcript is spliced from 6 exons. Gene Ontology annotation, biological process: Wnt signaling pathway; negative regulation of Wnt signaling pathway; Spemann organizer formation. NCBI's taxonomy places the organism in Eukaryota, Metazoa, Chordata, Actinopteri, Cichliformes, Cichlidae. The record is from RefSeq and is a predicted model, not a curated record. Bases 172 to 942 code for a protein of 256 amino acids.